GAUAGUUGUUUUGAAAAGUCUCUAUUGUUGAAAGUGAAAGUGCCACAGUGUUUGGCUGUUUCAGUUUGAGAGGUUGCUGAUUGCUAUUCCCAGUCAAAAUGCAGGCAGCAGGAUUAGCAGUGCUUUACGUGGUGGUAGCCACGUAUGCAGCACAUGUUGCCGAGGCGCAGUUCCCUCGCGUCUGUACCACGGCGGAGCACCUGAGAAGGAAGGAGUGCUGCCCCGUACCUGACGGCUUCACCCUGCCAUGCGGCGGGCCUGGACGGGGCAGCUGCCAGGUUAUCCCAGACGGCACCAUGAAAGUUUAUGACCACAAGCCGAACUAUGCCCGAGACGACCGAAGCCAGUGGCCAAAAUUGUUCUUCAACCGAUCAUGCGUCUGCGAAUUCCCCUUCUCCGGUUAUGACUGCAGCAAGUGUGUCUGGGGGCGUUAUGGGUCUGUCUGUGAUGUCACCAAAACUCUUGUUCGCAAAAAUGUCACAGGUCUUUCGUCUGAAGAAAGGGCGAAGUACCAGACCUACCUGAACAGAGCGAAGACCGUCAUGAGUGACUACGUCGUGGCCACAGAGUUUUAUGACACCAUGGUCAACUCUGGUGGGAUCAACCCGAGCUUUGUCGAUGUUUCUGUGUAUGACCUCCUCGUGUGGAUGCACUACUACGCUUCAAGAGACACCAUUUUGCCCGAAGACAAUGACAUUUGCAAAAUCGAUGGUGACUGUGUUCUGGACAUGGCGCAUGAUGCCGUUGGCUUCCUGACCUGGCAUCGGGGCUUCCUACUCGAAAUGGAGCGGUCCAUCCAGGAGGUCAACGGCGACCCAGACUGGGCCAUACCGUACUGGGACUGGACCGCGUCGGAGCAGUGUGACAUCUGCACCAACGACUUUGUGGGAGCCAACGACGACAACGGAAAUCUGGACAGCGGCUCAGUUUUCUCUGGGUGGGAAGUUCUCUGCAAAGAUUCAGAAGAACAACACGGGAUACUAAAACCGUGUGACCCCAACCACCGACGGGACCCACCUUGGAAGGUGGCAAGAAAUCCAGGAAGACAGGAUACAGAGAAGUGGGGAGAAUCACUGGCCUGGCUACCUCGGAGGGAGGAGGUCGAUUUUGCACUACGUUUUGCGACGUUUGACAGGAACCCUUUCGACAAGACUUCUGACUGCGUCUUUCGUAACCUGGUGGAAGGCUACGCGGACACAACAACCGGCAAACAUCGCCCAGAUGCUACAGGACCGAAUGGAGAAAGGAUACCCGGGGCCCACACUCUCCACAACCAUGUACACAUCUACCUGACCGGCACCAUGACUGACGUGCCCACCUCCUCUAACGACCCCAUCUUCUGGCUUCAUCACGCCUCCAUUGACCGUAUCUUCGAGAAAUGGCUUCGAAAGUUCAAGCCUGCUGUUUCUGAGUACCCGCAAGAUGGCGCCCCACCAGGCCAUAACAGGGACGAGUACAUCGUGCCGCUGUUCCCGCCCUACACGCACGGAUCUGUCUUCAAGGCGUCAACUCAACUGGGCUACGACUUUGAAGGAGUAGACUCUGACGGUAAAUCUGACGGUGACGAAGAAGGCAACACUGACCUGGGAGAGUGUCAAAAUGUGCCGCCGGAACCAGUCAGCGUUGUGCCCGGCGGAGCAGGCGGCGAUGUUGCUAGCAUGGCCACCACGCCCUUGGCAACCAUCUUUGCCAUCGCCGGAGCAUUGAUCAUCAUGCUACUGACCAAGAACCUGAACACUUUGGCAGUUUGAGACAAAUGCUCGAACCGCCUUUGUGUUGUGCAUGAUGGGCACCUGAAUGAAACAUCUUCUGAUUAUCUUAGAUCAACUAUAUAACGUUAUAGUCUAGUAAUAUAGUCACAGACUUUCUAAUGCUCGAUAUUUUCUACAAAUUUCAUAGAAUCUCAUUAUUCUAGUAGGUACAUAGUGAUCACAAGCAGGAUGUUAAUAAGUUCAGGGCCUCUUCUGCUCCAUUAUUAUUCCUACAUGUGCAACUGAUGAAUAUUAGUCACAUCGUAGAAAAACUGCUCCAGUGCCUACGGCAAUCUCCAAGCAGAUCCCU
This is a messenger RNA of Branchiostoma belcheri (Belcher's lancelet), 2061 nucleotides long. RefSeq names its product tyrosinase-like. Gene Ontology annotation, molecular function: tyrosinase activity. The transcript is spliced from 4 exons. The record is from RefSeq and is a predicted model, not a curated record. Gene Ontology annotation, biological process: pigmentation; melanin biosynthetic process. The coding region runs from base 99 to 1751 and encodes 550 amino acids. Lineage: Eukaryota; Metazoa; Chordata; Leptocardii; Amphioxiformes; Branchiostomatidae.